AUGCCGCCACCACCUCCUCCUCCACACCAUCCACCACAGCCAUCUCCACCAGGAGCUUCCUCUUCCUACCAUUCCGCAUCUCAGCGUAAUUACCCGCUCUCACCACCGGCAACCAGCAGUUCAGGCCACCCUUUUCCUCCUCUUCGACCUCCCUCUCGCACCUCUUCAGCCAUCGACGACUCUGCCCGAGACCGAUGGAGACAGCCAGGCCCAGCUCCCUCGCCUCGCUCCCAUCUCAUGAAUAUGAACUCGCUUCUCGGCCCUUCCGCCGCACCUGAUCCCGCCGAUCCUCGACACAUAAUCUAUGACCGCGAACGCGAGCGAGAACGCGACCGCGACCGCGACCGCGACCGUGACCGUGACCGUGACCGUGACCGUGACCGUGAAUGGGGAUGGCAACGAGAGCGUGAACGCGAAUGCGAGCAAUGGGAAAGAGAACGCCAAAGGGACCGUGCACGUAGUGCCAUAUUCCCUGGAGGACCCUCGUCUCGCACUGUUCCUCCUCCACCCCAUCCCAGCGACCGUCGCUCUCCCAUCAUGCCAUAUGGCCACGCCUCCACCAGCCCAUCAUCUCAGUCUGCACCUACUAGACCAAAAUGGAGCGACCCCAACGCCCAAGAUGUUCCGCCAGGCUACCACAGGGAACGCGAAUGGGAACGCGAGCGAGAAUAUGAACUCGACAGGGAGUGCGAGAUGCGAUGGAGAGCCUCUAAAAGAGCAGGUGGUGCUCCUGACAUGCCGCCCUCGCAACAUGCUCGUGCUCCUAGUGGUGACAUGCGAUAUGCAGUCGGUGGUCCGCCCCCUGGCAUGCUUGGCGAGCCAUCGCGCAGCUCUCGAGAGCCGUAUCCUUCUUCCUUGCCACCUCGAAGGAGUCCUGCACCUCGUCUUGCUGGCCGUCCAGGCCCUGCCGGAAGGAUACGCGAGCCGAGUGCUGAUGUGCCUCUCGCUGCUGUGGGCCCCGAAAGCUCGCCUCGGCACCCUUCCUACCUUGGCCCUUACGAUGAUCCUCGAGCCGCUCCCAUAACCCCUGGACAUGGCGGAAUGCUUCCACCUGCAGGUCGCUCACCCGAUCGCAUGCGUGCCCCGCUCUCAUACGGUCACUACGACGGUCCCAUGUCCGAGCGCGAGCUCAUGCAGCGGGAGAGGGAGCGUGAUUGUGACCGCGAAAUGAUGGCAGGCGAUCGAUACGGUCGUCGCAUGCACGCUGAACCCAUGAUGAUGGACGAACCUAUGUACGACCGCUUUGGACCACGUGGUCCUCCAUCCGGUCCUCUCGCUCCACCUUCCUCAAAAUCUGUCAGCGGUCGAGGAUACGAUGACCGUGGACCACCUCCACCGCUGCCUUACCCGCCUCCUAGUCCAACUCAGAGUCGCGACGGUGACCGACGAAAGGAAAAGAAGCCCCAGCCCGGAGCUAGUGCCAAUGCCUCCCGUGAAUCUUCGGUUCCAGCUCAGUCCAGGCCACUGCCUCCUCACUUCGAGGCAGAUCGUCCAGGACUUCCUCCGCCCAUGGGUCCAGGUCGUGAGUCAUCGGCCAAGCUCGACCCUGCCGUUGGUCCUCCUCGUCGUGCACCUCUGUCGCCUAGCAGUGAGCGCAGUGCUCCCUUCCGAGAUCGACCUCCUCACCGAGGCCCUUCGAUUCCUCCUUACGGUGGACCUCCCUCCGAGCGUGACCUUCGAGAACGCGACCGCGAGAUGGCUAUGCAACGAGAGCGCGAGCUUGAGGCCGAGCACGAGCGUGAGUGUCUACGCCAGCGAGAGAGAGUCGAGCAGGAGCGUGAGAUGGAAAUUGAGCGGGAACGCGAGCUCGAACGCGAACAUCGUCGCAUGGAAGAGAUCGAGCGGGAGCGUCAACGGGAGCGAGAAAUCGAGCUUGAGAGAGAACGUGAACGUGAAAAGGAGAAAGAGCGCGAGAAGGAAAAGGAACGCGAGCGUAGGGAGCGUCGUCGUGAAAAGCAACAGGCGGACAAGAUGGCCGCUAUGGAACGGGAAAAGGAGAGGGAGCUACAUGCACAGGCACAGGCACAGGCACAGGCACAGGCACAGGCACAAGCUCAAGCUCACGCCCAAGCCGCAGCAGCUGCCGGACAGAUGCACUCCGGUGCUCUUGGCGAGCUUCCACCCCACAUCCGACCUCCACCUGCCAGCCUGGAGGAGGCUUUGAUCGCUACUGCCCAGCAACAGGCAGCUGCAUUUGGCAGACCUCCCAACAUGGCCGACUUCCACGCUGCUGCUGCAGCUAUUGGCUACCCUCCUGGCAUGCCAUUGCCGCCUGCAAUUCAUCCAGCCAUGUUUGGUGGAAUGGGUCCAGCCGCUGAGGCCUUGAUGCCGCAACAGCCUCAUGUCAUCCGUGACCCCAACGCCGGACCAAGGGUGGAUAGCGAGCCUGUCUGGCUCUAUCUCGAGCUAUGUGAGCGUGACGAGUCAAUUCGUAGGGCUGAGCGUCUCCCGUUUGACGUGCUUGCUGAUGAACAGAAGCAGGAGGUCGCAGCCGAGCUAGCCGGCCUCGCACCUCAAGGUGCUGAGAAGGCUGCAGCUGCGGCGGCAAAAAGUGCUCCUGAGCGUGCUCCUGCAGCCGCUGCCGCUGUCGAGGGCGCUAUCGAAGGUGAAUCAACUCAGCCUGCCAAGCUGGCGCCCGUGCAGGAUUCCACCAUCCCUGUCGUCGAAGCACCUGUCGACCCACUCCCACGUCAUCUUAUCGGAAUGGACAAAGGUCGACCGGUCCGGCACCUCGGUUCAUGGAUCUACGAUCCCACUGUCGACCCUCUUUUCCCUGCCGAGCUUCUCGCUCGCAACGUCGGUUCGACUCUCGAGGUUCGCAUCCCUGGUGACCUGCUUAGCUGUGGAGGUCACAGUGGACCGCAUUGGGAGCAAUACCGCAGUCUGGAGACAGAGUGUCUCGCGAGGUCCAAGAUCGGCAAUCCGCUCAAGCAUAUGCUCGAAGGCGAUCGAGGGCGAGUGGCGCUGAACGGCGACGGCAACAAUUGGAAGCUCGGUUGGAGAGGCAAGGAACAUGCUAGAAUGAGCUUGGAGAUGCGGAUUGAGGAGAAGAUUGCUGAGGCACAGUUGUUUGGCCAGAAGAUCCCUCCCUACGACAAGCAGAACCAGACUGAGGCGGGUGAUGAGAAGAAGAAGAAGAAGAAGAAGAAAGCUGACGAGCAAGACAAAGCUCAGGCCAAGGACGGCGAGACCACUGAAGCCAAGGCUGCUACUAGCAACGGUGCAGCUGGCGCUGGCAAGGACGACAUUGGAAAGGUGUCACCGUGGCGAUUCUGGCGACUCAAGCCAUUGCUGCGUCGCAAGUUGUGGGGUACAGAUGUCUACACCGACGACUCCGAUGUGCUAGCCAUGUGCGUACACGCAGGAUGGGUCGAAGGUCCCUCACUCGAAGCCGAAGGUAUCCCUGCGUGGGUACCUCCUGGACGAGCAGCUCGCGCCUGGAAUGGGCUCACUGCCACUUGCACCCGCAGACAGUCCAAACCUGGCGGUGAAGCUACCGACGUCGAAAUGACCGACUCCACCAAGCCCAAACCCUCAACUCGCAACCCCGUAAAGAUCGAGCCCAGCUGCGACCUAUCCGUCAUCCUCCGUAUCGCACCCAAGCUGAUCGCCUACAAAGGUUGUCAACGAGGAGGCAUCAAAUCCCGCUCGUGGGGUAACUCGCACGACGGAGUCUCACUCGUCGUUGAAUCUGUCGAAUUGAAACAGCCGAGCUAUGCACAGAGUAAAGGAAGGAAAUCGGCCAAAGCUAGGAUCGAGCAACUGGCUGCUUUCCGUGCUGCUACUGGAGCAGUCGAGAAGGCAGAGGAGAAGGCAGGGGAGAAGAGAGACGGGGCAGUAGAUCUCAAGAAGUUGCUCAGGGAUACACAGAUUGUUUCACUGGCUGAGAUUGUACGUGGUAUGAAGAGGGGUAGAGGAGAGGGGAGUGAGGAAGGGAGCGAGCAGAAGAGGCUGUUUUGGGAGGUUCAAUGA
Messenger RNA from Ustilago hordei, 3972 nucleotides. RefSeq lists its product as uncharacterized. Gene Ontology annotation, biological process: mRNA export from nucleus. The coding region runs from base 1 to 3972 and encodes 1323 amino acids. NCBI's taxonomy places the organism in Eukaryota, Fungi, Basidiomycota, Ustilaginomycetes, Ustilaginales, Ustilaginaceae. The transcript has a single exon. Gene Ontology annotation, molecular function: structural constituent of nuclear pore. Gene Ontology annotation, cellular component: nuclear pore. The record is from RefSeq and is a predicted model, not a curated record.